GUGAACAAGAUGGAGCUGUGCAGCUGCCAAGUAUGACCUGAAACAUGCCUUGAAUUGCCACCGAAUGAAACCUGCUCUUUUCAGUGUGCUAUGUGAUAUUAAAGAAAAAACAGUGUUAAGUAUACGUGGUAUUCAGGAAGAAGAUCCCCCUGAUGCUCAGCUAAUGAGACUAGAUAACAUGUUGCUGGCUGAGGGUGUCUCCGGGCCUGAGAAGCGGGGAAGAGGAGGACCAGCGGCCAUAGCAGCAACAUCAGGUGGCUGUCCAAAUGACAAUAGCAUUGAACACUCUGACUACAGGGCCAAGCUGUCACAGAUCCGACAGAUAUACCACUCUGAGCUAGAGAAAUAUGAACAGGCCUGCAGUGAGUUCACCACUCACGUUAUGAACCUACUUCGGGAACAGAGUAGAACAAGGCCAAUCUCACCCAAAGAAAUAGAGCGUAUGGUGAAUAUAAUUCAUGGAAAAUUCAGCACCAUCCAGAUGCAGCUGAAACAAAGUACGUGUGAGGCUGUGAUGAUUUUGCGAUCGAGGUUUCUUGAUGCAAGGCGAAAGCGACGUAACUUCAGCAAGCAGGCAACAGAAGUCUUGAAUGAGUAUUUUUAUUCUCAUCUGAGUAAUCCUUACCCCAGUGAAGAAGCCAAAGAAGAACUAGCAAAGAAAGGAGGCAUUACAGUCUCACAGGUCUCCAAUUGGUUUGGUAACAAGAGAAUCCGGUACAAGAAAAAUAUGGGGAAAUUCCAGGAGGAGGCCAAUAUUUAUGCAGCCAAAACAGCAGUGGAUGCAACCAAUGUGGUGGCCCAAGGCAACCAAACAAGCUCUCCCCCCACUCCAAAUUCUGGUUCCUCUGGGUCAUUUAAAAUGACAAAUUCUGGAGAUUCCUUUAUAAACCUGCAGUCACUCAGUUCCUACCAGAAUUCACCAGUGGGAGCCAAUGUGCAGUCACAGAUGGAUUCCUUACACCAUGUCAUACACCAGGCAGGAAGAUAUGACAGCAUUGUGGGGAACCCCCUAUAUUCGACACAGCGCAUUGAUGCUAAUGGCAGCUGGCAGGACGCUACUACCCCUUCAUCAAUCACUUCACCUACCGGAGAUCCAGGAAGCAUUAAUUCAGAUGCAUCUAAUUAAAUUUUUUAGGACCUGUUGAGGAGAGGAAAGAGGUCAUUAGUGUAUCUUGUCAAUGUUGCUCUUUUUUUUUUU
This is a messenger RNA of Python bivittatus (Burmese python), 1198 nucleotides long. The record is from RefSeq and is a predicted model, not a curated record. NCBI's taxonomy places the organism in Eukaryota, Metazoa, Chordata, Lepidosauria, Squamata, Pythonidae.